CUCACCUUGUUGAUAGUGAAAGUCAGGCUAAUGUUGGCUGGGCAUUAGAGAUUAUAGAAUUCCGACUUCUCUUCAUUUGGGAUUACGAAUUCGUUUUCUACUUACAGCUAAAGCUAUCGUAUUUCACCUGAAGUCAAACUUGUGUGUUCAGAAGAAGUUCGUACAGCCGAUUUUCUUAUCCUGACCAUCCUUUCACAAAUGUGAGGAGGUGACGAUUUCCGCUCCAUCAUAGGCACUACAAAGUUGUUGUUGCUCUGACCACACAAUUAUUUUGCCCACUUCGUCUUUAUAUACUACUUAUGUAUUCAGUUUGAGCAGUCAUUCACUACUGAGCUCUAUAUUUAACCUUUACCCCAGUAAGAUUUUCUGUUUAUCCGGCGUUGGCAUUGCGUCCUUCCCAAUGUGCGUGUUUUGCAUUGAUUCGGUGAAAAGUUUCAAUAUUAGAUUAUUCUGUCCAAAUGGCUAGAUGAGAUUCAUAUGCGGGAAAAUGUUACCCUAAUUGAGUUUGUAUGCGUAAUCCGGCUUUCAUCUUAUUAAUAUUAUUAUUAUUGUUUUAACGACCUUAUUUUCCUGCCACGUUAAUUUUCUUUCAUCUCUUAUCUGACAUUCAAUUUAGGACUACAUAUUUAUGUGAAUUAUAACACACUCAUGCUUCAGAACAGUGAACUGUUAAUCUAAACAGCUCAAUAUUACUUAGUAAACACCAAUAUUGUCGGUAACAGUUAUUCGUUAAAUGUUAUGUAUGUAUAUAGAAAUGGAGAACCUGGUGAGGAAAUUAUCGUAAAGUAGAAUAUUCCUUGCCCAUUAUUUUUCUCUUCUAAAUUUCCGAAUAGGGAUUCUCGCUAUAUAAAGAAGGAAAUGUGUACUUCUCUGAAGAAAUGAAUUGGACAAAUAAAGAAAUAGGUUUAGCCUGACAGCUGAUUGGUGUGUAUAUGUAGGAACUAUAUGACUGUAAUCUGAAACGGCAUUCGUUCUUCCCCUAAACACCAUUAAAUUAAAGAAUUUACUGAAGAAGUUAUUGAGUGUGUAUUCAGAUUUCUUGAAACAUAUCUAAUCGAAACAUAUUUUUUGAAACUUAUUCAACUUAUUUAGAAACAUGUUCUAAAAUGAUUCGUUGGUCCAGACUUCCAUUAUUUGCAGUUCUACACGCACUAUUCUGGCUGCCAGUCACGUAUUUGGUUGCGAUUUCAAGAGAUCAUAUUUCCCCAUUUGUUCCAUAUGUAAGUGCCCUGGGUAUAUAUCCACCAGAACAGUACAUGUUCAUGAUAUUGAUGUCAUCAUACGGCAUAAUGGCAACAAUGAGUCAGUGGAUAUGGUGUUUGAAAGCUGGUAACGAAAUAAGGAGGAAAACAAGGUCAAAAAUUCUUCAUAUAAUCCGUGCAAAUUAUGUGGUAUUUAUGACUGCAGCAGGAAUAUUCAUAGUGGGACUUUCGUUUAUCAAUACGAAACAAAACAACUCCCUACAUUACCGACUGACUCUAGGUAAUUUUAUCUGCCAUGUUACUGCCAUUCCACUUGGGGCAAUCGUCAUAUCGUUCAUAUCGACUAAAUGGAUAUUAUUUUCGUUUGGGAGACUAUUUGUCGUACUUCAAAUGAUACUCGCAUCUGCUUCAUUUGUUCACUUCAAUCAAAUUGGUCUUCGAGUACUACGGGCAAAGGAUUUCUUUUAUAUUAAAACUUAUGAACCUGGUUACGAAGAAUUCAAAUGGAGUGCAAUAAGCGAAUGGUUUGUUGUCUUUGGUUGUGUAGAGAUAACAUUUAUCACAGCCAUGGAACUACGGGAAUUUGAACGGUCUAGCCAAAAAUGA
Messenger RNA from Trichobilharzia szidati, 1808 nucleotides. The record is from the annotation of a GenBank genome assembly. Lineage: Eukaryota; Metazoa; Platyhelminthes; Trematoda; Strigeidida; Schistosomatidae.